AUUAUGGCAAGCAAAAAUAACGUAAUUGAGGAAAUUCAAGAAUUAAUCCAAAAAAUUAAAAAUGAAUAUGAGGAGGAGGUUGAUUUUCAUUUUUUAACUUGGGACGAAAUUCACGAGGCGGGGGUAGGAAUAGUUAAAAUACUUUCUCCUCGUUUACGACAAUAUUUUCGUGAAAGAUUUAAUUUUCCAACUGGGGUUGACGAUUGGCUGGACUAUUACAAAGAGAGCAAAAAUGGGGCUUAUUUUUACCGCACUAGUAAAGGAGGUAAAUAUGAAUAUUUUUGGUGGCAUGAGGUACAAAAAGUACAUGAUGAGAGAAAUACGGACAAAAAUCCUAAAAAAUGUUCGGUCUGUAAGCAAACAACCUUUAAAAAAGACGGGCGAAUGAAAUUGUGA
Molecule: messenger RNA, 396 nt
Organism: Racocetra persica
Lineage: Eukaryota; Fungi; Glomeromycota; Glomeromycetes; Diversisporales; Gigasporaceae
Source: the annotation of a GenBank genome assembly